Molecule: messenger RNA, 2724 nt
Organism: Folsomia candida
Lineage: Eukaryota; Metazoa; Arthropoda; Collembola; Entomobryomorpha; Isotomidae
Product: glucooligosaccharide oxidase-like
Exons: 3
Coding region: 1545-2174 (209 amino acids)
Molecular function (GO): oxidoreductase activity; FAD binding
Source: RefSeq, a predicted model, not a curated record
GGCAAAAUCCCUUACUUUGGGGGCGUCAAUUUGUAAGAUUUUGUUUUUAAAUUUGUAAAGAAAUUGUUUAUUUCUUAUGAUUUCCUACAUUUUACACAAUCUAAAGGGUGUUUAUUUAAUUCGGUAACCUUUUUCACUGCAAAGAAAAUUCUUAUUUUUCGAAACUACAGGUAUAAGCAAAGCCAACUUUUAUUCAGAGAUACUUUGGUGUUUGGUCUUUCCAGCAUGCACUUCAGCCAUGCCCUCAGCUUUAAUGUUUAUGCUCCAUGCAAGUUGAUUUUCAUCGCUCACAAAAUCCGCUUGGUACCCCAACUUCAACCUCAAAUUUCAGGAUCCCUGUCACCAAUUGGUGUACUUUCCUUACUGUUCUGUAUCACCAAUUUUGUCAGUGUAAUUUUGGAUAUAACACAAUCUGCGAUACAAUCGUGAAGAGGAUGUGAUGAUGCAAUUCCUCACGUGGUCAAAAACCCAUUUGUUCAUAGCCUUUACGCAAAUUUAACACGGACGCCACCAUUUUUUUGCGACACAUGCUUUUGUUUUGUUACACUGUAAGUUUUGUGACCACAUAAUACAGAUUCGACCAUAGUUUUCAGCACAAUAGGAUGUUCAUGCCCGAUUUUCAUUUAUUUCAUUUUACACUUUUCCAAUCUCUCGGACAAUUUGGACAAAAACUUCAAGUUUUCUCAUGAAGUUUAACAAUAGUCAUUGUUUUUCUGGUAGAUGGGACCCUUCUGGGUUGCUUAGGUCGUUUUUCAUUCUUGACAAAAUUUUCGUUUCUACACACGCAAGUAAUUUUUCCUGUGCAUUAAAAUUGUGCGGGAUUUUUUUGGCGCUUUAAAUUUCCCCUUUCGAAGACCCAAAAUGCUAUGAUGCUUAUAAUUAGCACAUAGCCUCAUUCCGCCCAUGGUAAAAAUGUCAAACAAAAUAAUUAACGGAAUCAAAAAUUAAAGCCGAUUUUGUAUAGAACGCGUGACAAAAUAUGUAUGAAAUAAACACCCUUUACAUAAAUACUAUUUAUGAACUUGUAAAAAAUGGUUUAUGUAGAUACAUUGACAUUAUAGUAUACGGCAAAAAUUAUUACGGGCGAUGACAGGACCGAUACAAUCUGGAGGGGUGGAUGCGACAAUACUGAAAUGACGAACGAUAAGCCCAAACUUAAUUAAUUUGUGAGAUAAGUCGCUCAGCCACACAGUUUUGCACACACCCCUCUCUCGAAAACUUGAUGAUAUGUUCUACACAAUAUUGUGACCAUUAAGCAGACUCGUGGUGAUUAAAAUUAAACAAUUGUUGAAACCAGGGAUGGUAUCAUACGUAGGAAUGUGUGUCUGCGGUUAUCUCAAAAAAUUAUCGUGUUUCGUGCAGAUCAAGUUGAGGUCGCGUGAUCACUUGCGCAACUUGACUUUCAAUUAAGGCUUGAUUAUAUUAAAUAUAAUAAUUACAAUUUGAAGUUUUAUAAAUCAUGCUGUAGCGGAGAAUCACUGUCCAGUUGUUGCCGAGUGUCGGGUUACAAAACACUGCUCCCCAAUUUAAAUAAUUUGCUAAAAAUGAGGCGCACUUUGGCUGCUGCCCGCAAUAUUAUUGUUUUCGCCUUACUUUUGGUAGUGCGUAAUUGUCACGGAAAACCAGGACAGCAAGGGACAUUGAGUGCCUUGAAGGACUGUAUUGUCCAGGCUGGAUCGAAUGCUUCCGACAUCGUGGAACACGAUGGUCCCGAUUAUGCAAAAUACUCUGAGCUAAAUUAUCAAUGGAAUCUUAUCCAUGAAAAAAAGUUUCCUGUCGCUUAUUUUGUGGUGAGAAGUGUGACAGAUGUUCAAAAUGCGGUUAGGUGCUGUACUGCACAGUCCGUCAGGAUAGUAGCAAAGGGUGGUGGCCACUCAUACGAGGCAUACUCCUUUGGGGAUAGCACAGCUCUGAUAGUAGACCUUCAAGCCCUGCAUGAGCUCGUUGUCAGCCCGGAUCGUCAAUCAUUUACCAUCGGGUCGGGAGCCCUUCUCGGCCAACUAGCUUACCCACUUCUUGAAGGAUACAACUUGGUCACACCGCAGGGAACCUGUCCAACAGUUGGGAUUGUCGGGUUAGCCACUGGAGGAGCCAUCUCAUCGCAUAUGACGACAUUUAGACAUUAUAUUUCAUCCUCGAGGAGACAGUUCAAGGCGUGCAGGACAUCAUCAUAGAAAUGUAUGCUUUUGGGGGUGCCAUUGAUGACAUGAGUUCCACCCAGGAUACCGCUUUUAACCACCGACACGGAAACCUAUACCUGGUCCAAGCAUUCUUCAAUGGGAAGGGUACCAUGAAUCCAAACCACCCAUCGAUCGCCUGGCUUAACCGAUUCUACGAGAUAACGACGCAAGUCUACCGCCACACGGAGGCGUAUCAAAAUUAUGCCGAUGCAACAUUGACUGACCAUCUGCAACGAUACUAUGGCUCAAAUCUUGACCGAUUAAUUCAAGUUAAACGAAAUAUUGAUCCCAGAAAUAUUUUUCGCCACCCGCAAUCAAUUCCUGUAUAACCAGUCAAAAUUGUCGUUGUCACGUUAUAGUUAAAUUUUAUCAAAACUUUACUUAUAUUGCUUUCGAAAUUGAAAUUUUUUGAGUUAGUCUGAUUGAGAUAAAUACGGGUGACACACCAUUACGUAACCUGCUGAAUAGCAUUGAUGAUAGUAAUUUAGUAAUGAUGUAAAUAUCGUAAUUGUUGGCAAGAGAAAAUAAAUAUAUGAGCAAGCAA